CUGUCAUUGUACACCGCAUGAUUCAGUUAGUUGUGUGACGGAGUCUUACAAGUCAGUAUCAAUCUUGCACAUCUCUCCUAUCUGCGACUACACGUUGGACACAAUUCAGAUGUGCCGGCUGGCUGGAGCUGUUACUGUCGUGGUGGUCUCGUUGCUGCAGACCCCUCACUGCCUGGCCAGACCCUACCUCAAUGUCUCCGGGGAGAUCAUGCUCGGGGGACUCUUCCCCGUCCAUGCUAACGGCAAGGGAGUCACGGAAUGUGGAGGAGUCCAGGUAGAGGACGGCAUGCUGAUGCUGGAGGCUAUGCUGUUCAUUGUUAAUGAAAUCAAUGAGAGGACAGAUCUGCUUCCAGACAUCAAGCUUGGAGUGAUAGCAUACGACACAUGUGACAGUCCGGCAUACGCCCUGGAACAGUCUUUGGAUUUUAUCAAAGGAUUUAUUGCCCACUACAAUGGUAACAAGCUUCACACCGAUCACCCUAAGGAGUUCGUGUGCAGAGAUGGAGAACCACCGGAGUACCGAGGUGGUAACUUUGACAAAGUUGCAGCACUUAUAGGGGAGCAGUCCAGUGCUGUUACUAUGCAGAUCGCGACAAUGCUGAGACUGUUCGGCACUCCUAUUGUCAGCUACCUGGCCACUUCCCCGGCCCUCAGCAACAAGGACAAGUUCCCCACGUUCUUCCGCACCGUUCCCAGCGACAUCAAUCAGGCCAACGCGAUGUUGGCACUCAUCAGUCAGAUGAAUUGGACCUACGUAUCCAUCGUGUACGUGGACACUGAGUAUGGGAACCAAGGAUACGAGACACUCAACACCCUGGCUCCCGAGUACGGCGUCUGCUUCUCCACGCCGCUGCGAGUCAGCAACGAACACUUCUCCGACGUUGACUAUGACAGGAUCGUUCAGAAGCUGGCAAACAACUCCGACGCUAGAGUCGUGGUGGUGUUUGCGGAGAAACCAACAGUGGUGUUACGGCUCGUGGAGUCCACACGGCGUAUGAAGGUCGGCAACCGCUUCGUCUGGGUUGGCUCUCACGGCUGGACCGUCACUGACCAUCGCGAGCAUCACUUGCCGAUCGUCUCCAAGCUAGAAGAUUCAUUGGCCACUGUCAACCGUCCAAACCGUCGAACUGGCCAAUUAACCAAAGAUGAUCUGGAAAGUCACGAGGUGUUAGAGGGUGCUCUGGCGAUCCAGCCCUUGGCCAGCCACUUAGAGGGAUUUGACGAGUACUUUGCUAACCUCACAGUGGAGAAUCAUGGUCAUGUGAACCCUUGGUUCAAAGAGUACUUGGAGGCGUUCUUCCAUUGUGACUUCAAGAACAGAACUCAGAGAAGUGUUCAGACAGACAUAGAGGGUGACUGUGAGUCGAUGGAUUUGUCAGUGACGGUGCAGAAAGGGUUCCAGCAGCAUUCUUGCCUCCACUUCGUGAGAGAUGCUGUGUACGCUGUGGCGACUGCUCUACACAACAUGCAUCAGGACAAGUGUGGUGGCACCCCUGGGGUGUGCGAGAAUAUGAACCACAUAGAGAACAGCGAGGUGGUGAAGUACCUCACUAACGUCACAUUCAAGGAUGAGAGAGGGAAUCCCUUCAAGUUUCUCAACGGCCGUGAUGGACCUCCUCGUUAUUCGAUUUUGAAUUUCCAAAGAACCGAUGUUAAUUCAUUUCAGUGGCAGAUAGUUGGAAACUAUUCAUUGGAUGAACAUGGCAAGCCCCAGCUGUAUUUGGAAAAGGAGAAAGUAACUUUCCGCAAAACCUCGAAGAAGUUCCCUCCUUCUGGUUGCACCCAAACAUGUGAUGACAUGCAAAUUCGGAUUCGAGAGUACGAAGACACUUGCUGUUGGUCCUGUAUAAAUUGUGGACCAUACGAGAUACGGAAAGAUGACUUCCAUUGUGAGCAGUGUAGACCUGAAUAUCUCCCGUCAAAGAACAAAAGUGUCUGUGAAAUCAUCCAAGAAGACUUCAUCUACUAUGGAGACCCAUGGGCAACACCUGCACUAGUAGUAGCUACAGUAGGGGUGCUUUUGACGCUGAUUGUGACAUUGGUAUUCUGGGCUAACACUGACACACCUGUGGUGAAGGCGUCAGGCAGAGAGCUGAGCUAUCUGCUGUUGUUGGGCACAUUGCUGGAGUUUUGUGUGACUUACAUAAUGGUGGCCCCUCCAACAUUCACCAGUUGUGUAAUAACAAGAUUCUUCCUUGGGUUCUCAUUCGCUCUUUGCUACGCGGCAAUUGUCACCAAAACGAACCGGAUUGCGAGGAUAUUCAGCAACGGAGGUGGGAUUUCCAGAACAAGGUACAUCAGUCCAAAAUCACAAAUAUUGAUAACAGCAAUAUUGACAUCAGUCCAGAUUGUUAUCAAUAUUGGUUGGUUCUGGUACGACCCUCCAGUGGUUAAGCACGUGUUUCCUGCCAGAGAUUCCCGCCUUAGGAUUUGCUCUGGACUGGGAGAUUUUUCCUAUCUCAUCAGCCUUUCUUAUCCAUUUGUCCUUAUCGGAGUAUGCACAGUUUACGCUUUCCUCACAAGAAAAUGUCCUGACGGUUUCAAUGAGGCCAGACACAUAGGGUUCACCAACUACACAGCUAUUGUGAUCUGGCUGGCCUUCGUUCCUCUCUACAUCGCAUCUACCAGUUAUAACAUCAGGGUGGUCACACUCGCCCUAUCCCUCUCACUCAGUGGAUUCGUUCAAUUGUGCUGUCUCUUCUUCCCGAAGAUUUACAUAGUAGUAUUCACUCCAGAGAAGAACACCAAGGAGGUGGUGAUGGGUCAUAACCGCACUUCUUCCUUCACUACCAAUACCAUGUCCAGCAAUAUCAUGCCUACCAAUGCUGCCCUAGCACUAACUCUGGACAAUGGGUACAGAAACCCCACAUUUACCAAUUCAUUAGGGAGCAUUCAUGACGAAGAGAUGCCUGCAAGAUCUGUAAGAUUUCACCCAAAAUUAUCUGCAAAAUCCAAGAAUGGAGGAGGAGUACCUCAAAGACCGAUCCUGAACAGGCCUGGCACUCCACCGCAUCGCAAGAAUGGAGUCAACUCUAUCCCUAAUUGAAGAGUUACUUCAUUUGAUACUAUUGUACCUUAGCCCUUCUAGCAGUGGUUGAUCUAAGUGAUAGAAACCACUAAACUCUCAUUCAAUUUACUAGUAAGAUAUAAUAAUUAUAAUACCUUGGAAUGACGCUUAUAUAGAUAUCGUAAAGAUAGCUUUUACUGUAAAUAUUGUACAACAAAAUCGUAUUUUACUGACUAGAGAAACUGUAAAAAUUAAUUAUUUUUAGUAUUUUAGUUAGAUAAAUAAUGAGCAUAGAUAUAAUAAAUGUUUUAAAAUAUGUUUGUUCCACAUAUUUUACAUUUAUAUUUAUAUUUUUUUAAUUUGUUUAUUUUUGCAAAUUUGUAUUAAUAGUACAAAUACUGGUCUGAUAUUAUUACGUGUAUAAAAAGAGGUUUAUGACAUUAUCGAUUAUUCAUUACAAAUUAAAAUUAAAUGUAAAACCGUAUCAAAGUGAAACAAAUUAUUGUAAUAUUGUGAUAAAUAAAGUUUAUAUUAAAUAGUAAAUAAUGAAAAAAAACAUUUUGUGACAUAACGAGGGAGUAAAGUAUUUAGUUUUAAACUUAGAAUAUGGAGAAUACUGCAUUUUAAUGCUUUGUCUAUACUCACCAAGAAUGGCUAUUGAUUUAUACUCUUUAUGUGUAGUAAUGUUUGCUACUUUGCUGUAAUCUUCAGUAUUAAGAAUAUAGCCAAAUCUUGCUUCCAUAAGUAUUUUGCCUAUUCUGCAUUGAUUUUUUUGCUAGUUACGGGUAUUAAAAUAAUUACGUUCCUUACUGAGAAAUGAGACCAUGAACGACUAGUCAAAUGCACCAAUUGAAUCACUGCCACUAAAUUUUCUUUUACUUUGCAUUCCUUAAUUUAUAUCUUUAUAAUUAAUAUAUUUUAAAAUAUUGUAUUACUUGGUUUACUACAGAGUUUUAUGUUGUACAGCAAUCAUCCAUACUAAUUUUUUUUUUUUAAUAAUGUUAUGGAUAAAAUUGUUCUGCUGUCACAACAGAACAAAAAUUUCAACAAUACAACUACCAUGAAAUUAUUAAAAACUAAUAGGUAUUUACAUAUUAAGUUAAAUAAUGGCAUUUUUUACAGUAAGCAAUUUUUUAUUGCUCCUAAUAUUUUUUAAUUUCCUUUCAACAGAAGGUAAAGCUUUUUCUUCUUAAAUCCUUAGGGGUUAAUUUAUCAUUCAUUAACAGAGUGGCAGUUGUUUAUUAUUCCAUUCACUUCUAACUUAUAUUGAUAGCUCAUGGAAUUAUUGGAAUUAUUUGCCACUUGGAAUAUCUAAUGUUUAUUGAAUACAUUAUUUUUAUAGUUUUAUCAAAAGUGUGUACUACAAAGAUAGCAGAUACAAGACGUAUAUGAAAAGCCAAUUUUUUUCACUUACUUUCAGUUGUAGUUAAAAAAACCAUCAAGUUUCACACCAUAAGACUAAUAUUAAACCUCAUGCACUAUUACACCGUUAUUUCUGGUUGUAGAAUCAUGGUUAGUCUCAUUUGAAAGAUAUGAUUAAUACGCAUCCAAACGCUUUAGUUGUUUCUCUUUUAGUUUAUACUCGUUUAGUAUUUUAAUAAUAAAGUACAAACAAGUUUGAGAUUGUUUAUAAAACACCAAAUAUAAUGUUUUAAAAUAUCUCAAAAAGGGUUUGGGUGCAUAUUGAUUAUAUUUUAAAGUUGAAUAUUCAUUCAUUUGA
Messenger RNA from Homalodisca vitripennis (glassy-winged sharpshooter), 4727 nucleotides. RefSeq names its product metabotropic glutamate receptor 3-like. Gene Ontology annotation, biological process: G protein-coupled glutamate receptor signaling pathway; regulation of synaptic transmission, glutamatergic. Bases 110 to 3046 code for a protein of 978 amino acids. The transcript is spliced from 20 exons. Gene Ontology annotation, molecular function: group II metabotropic glutamate receptor activity. Lineage: Eukaryota; Metazoa; Arthropoda; Insecta; Hemiptera; Cicadellidae. Gene Ontology annotation, cellular component: membrane. The record is from RefSeq and is a predicted model, not a curated record.